UUGUUGUACUAAUUGACAAAAAUGGAUGUUUUUUUCCGUUAGAAAAAUGGCGAAUUUGACUGGUGAUGCUGUGGUGGCUAUGGCCCAGAAGCAGGCUUUCGAUCCGUGGGCUUUGCCCGAUACCUUCACUCUCUAUGCCUACGCUCCGGAGGAUAUCCGCAGCUUUCUUCACCCUCACUGGCACUCCUACAAGGCUCUGCACCCGGCUUGGUAUUACUUUUUGGGAUUACUGUACUUGAUCGUCGGUACUUGCGCCGUUGCCGGGAACGCUGUCGUUCUGAAAAUCUUCAGCCGUUUCCCAGCUCUUCGAAGCCCCGCGAACCUCUUGGUGAUGAAUUUGGCUGUCUCAGACUUCCUGUUGAUGCUUGCUCUCUUCCCGGAAUGCGUCUACAAUUUCUUCCUCGGCGGACCAUGGCGCUUUGGAGAAAUGGGCUGCCAAAUCCAUGCUUUUCUUGGGGCUUGCUUCGGGUACAACCAGAUUUUCACAUUGACCAUGAUCUCUUACGAUCGCUAUAAUGUGAUUGUGAAGGGAUUCAGUGGGACUCCACUUACUUUCAACCGCGCUGUCACCAUCAUCACCAUGAGCUGGAUCUGGGCUUUGGGCUGGUCCAUCUGCCCACUGAUCGGCUGGGGUGCGUACGCCAUGGACGGCAUCAUGGGAACAUGUUCGUAUGACUAUGUCUCUCAAAAUAUGAAUAACAAAACCCAUAUUAUGGCAGCCACCAUUGCAAACUACAUUCUGCCAAUCAUUGUCAUUGCUGGCUGUUAUUACUUCAUCGUCCAUGCUGUUUUUAAGCACGAAGAAGAACUGCGUGCGCAAGCCAAGAAGAUGAAUGUUGCUUCUCUUCGCAGCAACAACGACCAGCAGCAGGUGUCUGCCGAGAUCCGCAUUGCCAAGGUUUCCAUCAUGAACGUCUCGAUGUGGUUGACCGCAUGGACUCCUUUUACCGUUAUCUGCAUCUUGGGCACAUUUGGUGACGUUUCAAAGAUUACUCCGUUGGUAUCUGCCAUUCCAGUAAUUUUGGCUAAAACAUCUUGCGCCUACAAUCCACUCAUUUAUGCCAUUUCCCAUCCUAAAUACCGAGAGUGCCUCAAGCAAAUGUUCCCUUGGAUGUGCAUCGUGGAAGAGAAGAAAGCAGUGACCGAUAACCAAUCUGUCAUUUCGGAGAAGACUGAGAUGACAGAAACUGUCAAGUGCGAAUCAGCUUAACUACAUCGAGCUUGAUCAGUAGGUUUCUUUCUGAAAGAGAUUGGUGGGUGCUCUGGUUAUUAGGCGGCUAUCAUUCAUGAUGACGACGCUGGCUUUUCAACUGUGGACUAACGAAAAUGAGAAAAUUCGAUGAUUUCUGAUAAUUUUGAAUUUUACUCUGUUAAAAGUGUUCUUGUUAAUUUUUUUUAUUUUGACGGACUCCGUUUUUUUGUCUAAAUAAAAUUUUUAUUGUCCAAAAA
This is a messenger RNA of Daphnia carinata, 1449 nucleotides long. Its product is annotated as compound eye opsin BCRH2-like. The record is from RefSeq and is a predicted model, not a curated record. Gene Ontology annotation, molecular function: G protein-coupled receptor activity. Gene Ontology annotation, cellular component: membrane. Gene Ontology annotation, biological process: G protein-coupled receptor signaling pathway. NCBI's taxonomy places the organism in Eukaryota, Metazoa, Arthropoda, Branchiopoda, Diplostraca, Daphniidae. The transcript is spliced from 5 exons. The coding region runs from base 26 to 1210 and encodes 394 amino acids.